GACGUCCAUUUAAUCCGAUCGUCCGUCGUCGUCGGUUGGUCAGAAAUCGUUCUACUUUUGAUAAACAAAAAUCGCUGGUCGGAUUUUUUCCCUGUUGUAAUAUAACAUUGCUGCUGUUUUGUUCCACGUAACAAGUAAAAAGAUCAAUUUAUUUUACAAGUCUAAUCUCGUUGUGUCGCGCAAGUGUUAUGAUUUCGGUACCACAAAGUUGGUAAAAGUAAAAUUUACUGUGCAAAGUAAUAUGGAUUAGAGAAUUAGUGCAAUUUCUCCAGCUGGUAGGGGGAAUAAAUUAUUUGUGUCUGGAUUGUUUUUUUUUGGGGGAAAUCCGGACCUUAUCGCUCACGGUUUGGUGUAAAUCAUUUUGGCAAAGAUGAGACCAAGGAAAACAUUCCUGAUUGCGGCCAUUCUGGUGGGAUGGAUUUUUACGACGUACCUAAUUUUUAUGAAAAAUUUCAAAGUGGCCAAUCCGGAAAAGCACCACGAGCUGCUGAAUAAGAUCCAAUACCUGGAGCAAAAUCUCCAGGAUGCUAACAACAACCGGGACAAGCUGUUCCGGGAAAUUAUUGACAUAUUAAAACAGGAAGACAAAACAACUAGUACCGAGGCAGGUGCCCUGAUGGCCGAUAACAAUGUAGACGGAAUAGGGGAAGGUCCGGAACAAGUGGAGGAAGUUCCUUCAAAACCGGAAGCUGAAAUGAUCCUAAGCAAAUUCCAACAGAAAUACGUCGAUGAUGACGUAAAGAGGCCUGUGAUACCGGUGCUAGUGUUUGCCUGUAAUCGACCAUCGGUUAACAAAUGUCUGGACGAUCUAAUCCGGUAUCGGCCUCGGUCGGAUCAGUUCCCUAUAAUCGUAUCCCAGGAUUGCGACGAUGAGUCCACUCGAAACAUGAUUCUAUCGUACAAAGAAAACGUGACCCUCAUCCGGCAACCGGACCAAUCGGACGUCACGGUUCUUCCGAAGGAGAAGAAAUACAAAGGGUAUUACAAAAUCUCCCGGCACUAUGGAUGGGCGCUGAAGACAGUUUUCAAGCAGGGCUUCGAGGCAGUCAUCAUAGUGGAGGAUGAUCUCAGCAUAGCUCCCGACUUUUACGAAUACUUCCUGGGUACUUAUCCGAUCCUGAAAAAGGACCGGUCCCUGUGGUGUAUUUCCGCCUGGAAUGACAACGGAAAGGAGGGGUUGAUCGACGGGAACGCCGGAGAUCUGCUCUAUCGAUCGGACUUCUUUCCGGGACUCGGCUGGAUGUUGGCGAAGGAGCUGUGGAACGAGUUGGAACCCAAGUGGCCGAAAGCCUUCUGGGACGACUGGAUUCGCCAACCGGAACAGCGCAAGGAACGGGCCUGCAUCCGGCCGGAACUGCCCCGAACGCGAACCUUCGGCAAAGUGGGCGUUUCCAACGGCCUUUUCUUCGACAAGCACCUCAAGUACAUCAAACUAAGCGAAGAGUUCGUCAGCUUCACCAAGCUAAACCUGACCUAUCUGCAGAAGUCAAUUUACGAUGAAGCAUUUAUGGGUACCGUAUAUCAAAGUCCGGUGGUCACGUUGGAAGAGCUGAAACGGGGCCAAGUAACGACCAAGGAUCCGAUACGGAUAACGUAUCUCACCAAAGAGCAGUACAAACGGGCCACCAAAAGUCUCGGUUUGAUGGAUGAUUUCAAGAGUGGAGUUCCCCGCACGGCCUACAGGGGCGUGGUGUCUUUCUUCUACAAUGGCCAGCGCGUUUACCUAGCCCCGAAGGUUAGCUGGAAAGGGUACGAUCUGACCUGGAGUUAACAGCAUAAACGACUUGCCCCACCGAGACCAGUAGCAAGUUUCCGCAUUUUCCUUAGCCGCCUUUUUAAACUUCAUUGAAGUUUGAGAUAGAGGGUGCGCGCAUUAUUCGCGAAACGAUUGGGGCUAACCAAAAAAAUUGGAAGAAGCCGAUAAAGAGGAGAAAAACCAUAAAACAACAUGCCAAUUUUUCUAUAGCUGAACCUGAACCUGCGAACGGUAGUCCGUACACACGUACGCAAACAGACUGAUUCCGCCAUCAAACCCACACACAAACUUAUACCUAACUGUUGUCCUUCCCCCGGCUCAAGUAUCGAAGAUGCUCAACAAACACAACCAAGCGUAAACUAAAUAUUCCUGAAACGGCAAUAAUACAGCAACCCCAUUCGAUAACGCAUCUCCACAACAAAUAACUUAAACAAGUUUCCAUUACGUAUGUAUUACUUGAGUACAACUUUCCACUAUAACUUGAUAGAUCAUAAUUUUUUUACGACUCAAAAUAUAUAGAUGUCUUAUAAUUUAGGGCAAAAUCGUUCGCUUGAAACUAAGAAAUACGAGAUAAUUAAAAUUUCGUAUUUCACAUAAAUUUGUUAAUAUUGAAUCUUCUGAAAGUAGGUUUAUUUUUUUGUGAAAUUUCAAAUCCUCUGUUUUAAACUACGUUCUUAGAUAAAGCCUUAAAUAUACAGUUUUGUAUGGCAUUUUGCGAACAAUUUUGCUUAAGAUUAAAGAUCAAACACAAUUUUGAUAAAUUUUCAUUUUUGGUUCAUGAAUUGGCUGGCACAAUAUUUGUGCUUAAAAACUAUGCAUAUAAAAAAUAAGAAUGAUUGUUUUACGUUAACAAAAAUUUGGUUGACAAUCAUCGGUUUAGAUUUUAAUUUAUUUUAAAUCUAGAUUUUUGUAACGCUAACCCAAUCCAACAAACGUGCGAUAGGAAGCGAAAUAAUUGUUAUAGAAAAGAAUUUUAUCAACAUCAAGUAGAAAACUUUGAUACUAGUCAACUGCCUGCAAAGGGUAAGGACAAAAUAUGUUAUUUGAUUUAUGGUAGCUUACUACAGAUACAGACACAUAGGCAUUUCGUUGUUGCUUUUUAUAGUCGGGAACACGGCGGCAUUAACCUUACGACACACCACGUUAAGGUAUAUAGUUUUAAGUAAGUAUGAUGAUAGACAGAGAGCUGCACGUGAUGAAGCAAUACUUGUACUAACAUUGGAUAUAAUUGAAAAAAGGAAACAAAAACUCAACAGCGCUUUCUACAAGGGAGUUUGAAGUAAAAAUUGGCAAAUAGAAGCGGCCGUUGUAAAUAUACCAAAAAUGAAAAACAUACAUUACUAAUAUGGAAAUAGUUUAUGUUUAAAAGUAAAUAAACCAUAAAAAUAGCAUCAUUAUCGUACUAAAUGUUUUCCUUACAAAAUUCAUUUGGGUGCUCGAUGAAAGUACCGAUUGAUUUAUUAUUUAAGUACCUACAAAAUUCGUUUUUGAACGAUUGGCAUUGAAAUGUUCUACUUUAAACUACAGAAGAAGAUUGGAACGAUAACAAUAUGAAAAAUCCAGAAAUAUACUUUUUUUCAUACUUGGGGGUGCAAUCGAUCUCAACAGAUCUAUUAUGUCAACAUUCUCUUAAGCUUAAAAAACGCUACUAGAAUUAUACAUUGAUAGUGUAAAUGGUAUUGCAUAUUAUAUGUACAAUGUCAUUCUAAUAACACAAGAAAAUAUAAAAGUGAC
This is a messenger RNA of Uranotaenia lowii, 3490 nucleotides long. Its product is annotated as alpha-1,3-mannosyl-glycoprotein 2-beta-N-acetylglucosaminyltransferase. The coding region runs from base 371 to 1771 and encodes 466 amino acids. The record is from RefSeq and is a predicted model, not a curated record. Gene Ontology annotation, cellular component: Golgi apparatus. Gene Ontology annotation, molecular function: alpha-1,3-mannosylglycoprotein 2-beta-N-acetylglucosaminyltransferase activity. Gene Ontology annotation, biological process: protein N-linked glycosylation. Lineage: Eukaryota; Metazoa; Arthropoda; Insecta; Diptera; Culicidae. The transcript is spliced from 5 exons.